Micropterus dolomieu (smallmouth bass) is the source of this 3701-nucleotide messenger RNA. It is a transcript of the gene fem1a, whose product is annotated as fem-1 homolog a. NCBI's taxonomy places the organism in Eukaryota, Metazoa, Chordata, Actinopteri, Centrarchiformes, Centrarchidae. The transcript has a single exon. Gene Ontology annotation, molecular function: protein binding. Bases 223 to 2076 code for a protein of 617 amino acids. The record is from RefSeq and is a predicted model, not a curated record.
ACUUCGUCAUCCACAAUGCCUCGCUGCAAUCGUAAACAUAGACCUGUCAAACAACACAAACGCCAUCUUGACAGCACCCUCAAAAUGGCAGAAAGAUGUGAGCUAGAAACCGAGUCCGAACUAAGAUUCCUGCUCUCUGCUGUUUAAAAGCGGACUCGCCAGUUUUCCAUAAGCGAGUUGUUAUGGGGUUUGUGUCCAGUGCGGCAGCGCAGAGCCUGUAAAAUGGAUAUAACGACGGCGGUUUUCAACGCGGCCAGAGAUGGUAAGCUGAAACUUAUCCAGAAGUUGCUGAGCAACAAAACUCCUGAGGAGCUGGAGGCUUUAGCCGAGGAGAAAACACAGGGAGGCACCCCUCUGUUGAUAGCCUCUCGAUACGGACAUUUAGACGUUGUAGAUUACCUCCUUGAACAUUGUAAAGCAAAUGUUGAACUCGGCGGGGCGGUUAACUUUGACGGCGAGACCAUCGAGGGGGCUCCGCCGCUAUGGGCGGCGUCGGCAGCCGGUCACCUCCCUGUGGUUAAGACGCUACUAAAACACGGUGCCUCAGUGAACAACGCAACACUAACUAACUCAACGCCGCUCCGAGCUGCCUGCUUUGACGGGCACCUGGAGAUCGUCCGCUACCUGGUGGAGCACAGAGCCGACAUGGAGGUCGCCAACCGCCACGGCCACACCUGCCUCAUGAUCUCUUGUUACAAGGGCCACAAGGAGAUCGCCAAGUUCCUCCUGGACCGCGGUGCGGAUGUCAACCGCAAGAGUGUGAAAGGAAACACCGCCCUUCACGACUGUGCUGAGUCAGGUAGUCUAGACAUCAUGAAGAUGCUGCUGAAGUGCAAUGCCCGCAUGGAGAGGGAUGGUUAUGGUAUGACACCGCUCCUCGCUGCAAGUGUAACGGGUCACACCAACAUCGUAGAGUACCUCGCUCACCAGCCUCGCACCUCCAGGGAGGAACGCAUUGAUGCACUUGAACUCCUUGGGGCUACUUUUGUGGACAAAAAGCGGGAUCUCUUGGGGGCAAUGAGGUACUGGAGAAGGGCCAUGGAGCUGAGGCAACCAGGGGAUAAAGCUGGAUCCCUGGCCAAGCCUCCUCCUGGUCCCCCUAUCCCUGCUUACGGCUGUGCACAGGAGGUGAGCACUGCAGAGGAACUGGAAGCUUUGAUCACAGACCCUGAUGAAAUGAGGAUGCAGGCCUUGUUGGUUCGAGAGCGCAUCCUGGGGCCUUCCCACCCAGACACCUCUUACUACAUCCGCUACAGGGGAGCCGUUUAUGCUGACUCCGGCAACUUUGAACGCUGCAUCAGCCUGUGGAAAUAUGCUUUAGACAUGCAGCAGAGCAACCUCGACCCUCUCAGUCCCAUGACAGCCUCCAGUUUCCUGUCCUUUGCAGAGCUCUUCUCUUUUGUUCUUCAGGACCGGGCCAAAGGCACCCUGUCAACGCGCAUCACCUUCCACGAUCUGAUGACUGUGCUGGGGAAAAGUGUGAGGGAGGUAGAGAGAGCUGUGGCGCAGAAGGACAACCCUCCAGAAGCUCCCCAGUUCACCAAAGCCCUCUCCAUCAUCCUGCACCUUAUCUUUCUGCUGGAGAAGCUGGAGUGCAGCCCAGAGCAAGAGCAUCAGAAGAAGCACACAGUGUACCGUCUGCUAAAGCUGAACCCUAGAGGACGGAGCGGCUUCACCCCUCUCCACAUGGCUGUAGACAAGGAAACCACGUCUGUUGGUCGAUACCCUGUUGGCCGCUUCCCCUCCCAGGCGGUGGCAGCGCUGCUCCUAGAGUGCGGCGCGGACGUUGAUUCACGCGACUGUGAGAACAACACACCACUGCACAUCGCCGCUAACAACGGCUGCCCUGAGAAUAUGGCGCUACUUAUGAAGGCCGGGGCUCACUUUGACGCGACAAAUGCACAGAAGAAGACGGCCUACGAGCUGCUGGAUGAGCAGAGCAGCGGGCACCCGGCCCUCUACCCCCUGAACUAUGUCACCCUUCAGUGCCUGGCAGCGCGUGCAAUUGAAAAGCACAGACUGCCCUACAGGGGACUCAUCUCUGAGGAGAUGGAAGCUUUCAUUGAACUGCACUGACUCCUACUGUCCCCUGAUGAGGCACCCCUGCACUACACUUCCUGUUAUCCCCCCAUACAAUGACCUGCCACAAACUUCCUUCUUCACGCCAUUCUCCUCAUCUUUGUCUCCUUUUAACUGCUUCGCUCCUGGCCCUACCAACCGUGUGUCAGACCAAACCAUAGCAAUAAACAUCCAGCCUCUGGGCCUUAAACUCAGGCUUAGAUCUGGUCAGCUGUUGCUUGACUCUAACAUUAAGUCACAAAGACUUUCAAAGUGAUUGAUUGUAUAAAGCUGGGUGAGACUUCAACUCAAUCUAGGCUUUAAUGCAUUAUCCCUCUUUUUGUCCCAGUAAAAAGGAGACUUGCGGUAUGAUGGCGCUUGUGUGUGUUUGGUGGCUGGAUUGUAUAAAAGAUGGGUUUUAGUAUUACUGAUAGGAAGCAUCUGAUCAAACUCGCCAGAUAACAUGCAUGAAAAUGAAGAGCAGAUUCAUUCAGAAAGGAAGUCUUUGAACAAACUCGACCACCAAUACUUAGUUGCGGUUCUGCAUGUUCACAUGUACCAUCUGCUGUGUUUCUUUGAUAUGGGAAGGUGUCAAAUUUAUUGUGCCAAAUGUCAGCCAUGGAGCCAUGUUCUGUUACAGACUGUAAACAGAAUGACAAGCAACUAACUUAUUAUUAACUUUAAAUUAAAAUAAUUAUAAGUGGAAGUAAUAACCUAAAGGUGAGACAUAGGCUACGUGAAGCUUCCACUUCCAGAAGAUAUUUCAGACUGUGACAUGAUUUGCCUGCAGAGCCAUCCUUUUGAAAGACUGUCAUGAGGUUGAGGAUGAGUGGUAUCCCUUGGACUAAGUAAAAAGAGCUGGUACCGUUGUUUGGCUGACAGUCUCCGCACAACAUUUAUAACCUAUGCAGUUUGUGAUAUCCCAAUCAGAGGCGAUGUUUUACAAGCAAAAACACACUACAUAAACAGAUUUUACAUGGGAUUAUUCUUCCAUUUUACAUGCUUAUCUUAACAGGAUAAAUUGGCUGAAAUCUGCUGCCGCUUCACUGACACUGAAUUACUGUCUCCCGAAUUUAUGAACUAAGAAUGUUUUCUUAAAAUUUCUGCCUAUGUCCGAAAUGAACAAUUUCAAACUCGAGCCUAAAGUGUGCCUACAUCCCUCUACUUCUAGAUAAUGUCAACGUCAACAAAGAUAAUUAAUUCACUGUCAAAGAAGCAGCAUCAGAAGUAGGACAUUUUGUGAUGAUCACAACAGAGCCUAAGGCCUCGUGUUUGUACCCACGAGAAAAUCAGUCCGAGAUCAUGUGUCACUUCUGGAGUGAAUUUUCCCUUUAACCUCGGAUGCAGUUCACAGAAACGGAACAGAUGGCUCUCUGGCCAUUCCUGCAUCUUAAUAUUAUUUUUAAAGCUCUCUCUUUUGUUUAUCCUGUUUCAUCAUGAAUGUUUUAUUUGUCUGUCUGUGCUAAGCACCACCAAGAAAACUGAAUGCAGACUGAGAGGCUCUAAAUCCUAAAUAGGCAACUUACAUUCAGGCUAUGAACUGUCGCUGCCUUUCUCUUUCUCAACUGAUUUGUUUAACUGAUGAUAACUCGAGAACAAAAGUGUGUUGGAGAUACUUGAAUAAAAUUCAGUGUCACACAACA